Messenger RNA from Staurois parvus, 322 nucleotides. Lineage: Eukaryota; Metazoa; Chordata; Amphibia; Anura; Ranidae. The record is from the annotation of a GenBank genome assembly.
CAUUGAUAGGUGGUACUGACUGGCACUGAUGGGUGACACUGAAAGGCAGCUCAGAUGGGCACUGAUAUGUGGCAUUGAUGUGCACUGGUAGGCACUGAGAUGUGGCAUUGAUGUGGUACUGAUGGGCACUGGCACGAGGCACUGAUGAGCACUGACAUAAGGCACUGAUGGACACUGACAGGUGGCACUGCUGGGGCUACACUGAUCAUCAGGGCACACUGAUCAUCAGUGCCCUGAUGAUCACUGUCAGCGUGACAGCUCGAGAGGAAAGAAAUGCAGAUAAGCGGCAUUUCCCUGUUUACAUGUGAUCAGCUGUGAUUGG